GUAUUCUUCAUUGCUGAUAUACUGUUUAUUUAGCACUGUAACAAUGCCGACGCCGGCUGUCAAAGUCCGUGAACUCCUGGCCGCGAAGGCGGGAGUAAAACCGACUGGCUCCAAAGCAGUCACCACCUCGACUCCUGCCUGGAAAGCAAAACUUCAAUCGCGUACCCCCACCAGCAAGUCUGCGGCCGCGGAUGGCGAUCGCCCAUCGACCGUGGACACCGAGCCUAAUGCGAGCCGGGGCGUACCAACGAACGGUCAUUUAGACGCUGGGAAGUCAGUGGAGGCGGCAGAGGCAGCGCUGAAGCUGACGUUCAUUGCGCCGGUGCCGCUUCUGCCCAAGCCAGACCUGACAAGGCCCCAGGCACCCACGGACCGCUCGGCGCUGCUGCGGCAGCUGCAGGACCUGCGGUCAGCCGGCAGUCGAAUGCUGCAGGAGCAGCAGCAACAGCAGCAGCAUGAUUCGGCCGCGCUUGCCGCCGCAGCGGCAGGCGGCGCCGGGCCCGGCUCUUCCUUGCUCGCAACACCCGGCCACAGCCACCACCAGCAGCAGCAGCAGCUGCAGGCGCCUGCUUCUCCCUUGGUGGGCUCGCUCUUGGGUGUCCCGCGGUCACCGCACACCGCGCCUCUCACGCCAGGCACGGGCGCUCGACCGGCGCUCAGCCCGCCGUCGCUAGCUGGGCUACGAGUCCAGGAGGCAGCUGACACGGGCGGCGGCUUCCUCACACACUUUGCUGACCCCAAGGACCUCACGACGCCGCCGGAUCACGGCGCCGGCGGCUUCAGCCGCUCUCGAGCGGCAACCCCUGGAGGCGGAGUUGGCGCAAGCACCGGCUACCGGGGCUUGUCAGCAGCUGGCGCGGGCGUGGGUAUGGGCGUGGGCGGCAGGCUGGCGUUUGGGGCCGGCGGCACGCCAGCUACAGCCGGCGGAGGCAUGGCAGCAGGCAGCAGUAGCACGCCGCUGUCGGCGCUGCGGACGGUGGAGAAGGUGCAGCAGCUGCAGCGGCGGCUGCUGAGCCUGCAGCAGGAAGGUGCGUCGCUGGUGUCCGAGAUGGGCGAGGAUUAAAAAUCUAGACCGAUUGAGUCAUCAGACGGUGUCUGGAUCCUGAGGUUGGACUGCUGGCUGGGACAUAUCGGUAUACAUUGAUCGGGUCCUGGGUGUGGCAGGGCACGGGUUUGAAGGGGCAGCCGGUGGGUAGGCUGCGUGAGCAGCACACGGUACCCGUAUGCCGGUCGCUGGUGGCCCGUUGGUGGCUUUACGGUGGCGCGUGCUUUUUUAGAGCACUGCACGGACUGCACGGACCGUACGUGCACUGCACGGACCGUACGUGCACGUUACCAGCUAUGGCUGUGGGCUACGAAACGCAAAGGACCUUGUGGCAUUGUGUUGGUGCAAGCGUGCCGCCGGGUAGCCCCAAUGGGAAGCGCCCCGAUGAGCGGCGGCAAGAACAGGACGGUGCGAGGGAAACCCUGUGGGAGCAGGUGGGAGUUGAGUAGGCCCAAGGAGUAGGCCUAGUCACGUCCGUAUGCAGUGGUGGCCUGUGAAUAUGUUUAUCCGAGGGCGAGCAGGCUUGAAGACGCGUGUGCAGGUAGCGUGUGGCCGCGGUUGUAGUGGGCCGGCGCCGGAUAGCGGCUGGCGGGCGCGAGUUGCGCAACGGGACUGCAGAGUAAUGAGGGUCAAGCAAUAUUGCUAACUCGAGUUAAAACAGUCAUGAC
Chlamydomonas reinhardtii is the source of this 1713-nucleotide messenger RNA. RefSeq lists its product as uncharacterized. The record is from RefSeq and is a predicted model, not a curated record. Bases 44 to 1063 code for a protein of 339 amino acids. The transcript has 2 exons. Lineage: Eukaryota; Viridiplantae; Chlorophyta; Chlorophyceae; Chlamydomonadales; Chlamydomonadaceae.